Anolis sagrei ordinatus is the source of this 3831-nucleotide messenger RNA. RefSeq names its product L3MBTL histone methyl-lysine binding protein 1 (gene L3MBTL1). Gene Ontology annotation, molecular function: zinc ion binding; histone binding; chromatin binding. Gene Ontology annotation, biological process: negative regulation of DNA-templated transcription. The record is from RefSeq and is a predicted model, not a curated record. NCBI's taxonomy places the organism in Eukaryota, Metazoa, Chordata, Lepidosauria, Squamata, Anolidae. Gene Ontology annotation, cellular component: nucleus.
CGGAGCGCGCAGGCGCGGCCGGCCGGAGCUUCCCGCAGGCUCCGCGUCCAGUGACCACAGGGCUGAUGCUGGUAGAAAAGAAUCCCACUGUGCUAAUUGGUGCUCACUUCCAGUUACAUCCUUCAUGCUUGGGGCAAGGUGAUGGAUGGGCGGGCAGAAAUGGAGGUUAUAAGAAGCACACAAGGGAAUGUAACAGGGGAAGUCAGUGUCCAUCUGGUUGCCAAUGAAAAUACUGUGCAAAGUGCCCAUUUACCAGCAACUGCAUUCAUCAUACCAGCAAACACAACCACUGUUAGCCUUCCAACAAGCACCUUAGAAAUCCAGCGUUUCCCUCGAGACCCUCAGAAAAACAUGGGGGCAGAGAGGCAAAGAGAGGGCACAGGAAGUGAACCUAUCACAGCAACAGUCAUCCCACAGAUCAGUGGUGUACAGACCUGCAACACCAUCCGGGUUCUGGAAUGGAAGGAUGGGGUGGCAACUCUUCCUGGAAGCAACCUAAGGUUUCGGAUAAAUGAAUAUGGAACAUUGAAGGUGGUCAGCACUGACAAGAUUUCACCUCUGGAGCCCCUGAAAGAUUGCCAUUCAGAAAGAGAUACGGAUGAUGCUGUGGUUCUCAUCAACAAAGACAAUCCCACCAUAGCUCAAGAUUCAAAUGUUCCUGAACCUCCGAAGCUUCCAACUGUAGACAGUCUGUUCCAUUGCAGUACCUGUGGUCGGAGAAAUGUUUCAGGAUCAGUCCAGGAAGGAAGGGGAUUUUGCAGUGAGAACUGCCACCGGCAAUUCAAAGAAAGAUCAGUCAUUGUGGAGAACUCUUCUGGCAGCACUAACUCCACUGAAAUUCUCAAACCAGUGAAGAAACGGAAGAGGAAAGAAUAUCAGAGUCUUUCUGAGGAGGAAGAGGAAGAAGCUGAGCAAACGGAAGUAAAACAGGAGGAGACAAAUAGCUCUGGAGGAGAACUUCCAUCUAGCAACAUUGGGAAUGAAGAGUGGAAUCUGAGUCAGCUUGACUUGAGUGAGGAGAAGACAGAAGGUUGGACCUGGGCAUCUUACUUGGAGGAACUCAAAGCCAUUGCUGCCCCUUUGAAUCUGUUCCAGGAACACCAGUUGGUUGGUCACGACAAGAAUGGUUUCAAGGUGGGGAUGAAACUAGAAGGGAUCGAUCCUCAGCAUCCCUCCAUGUACUUUAUUCUCACAGUGGCUGAGGUAUGCGGUUACAGAAUGCGCCUCCAUUUUGAUGGCUACUCUGAAUGUCAUGAUUUCUGGCUGAAUGCUAAUUCACCUAACAUUCAUCCUUCUGGGUGGUUUGAGAAAACAGGACACAAACUCCAGCCUCCCAAAGGAGCUUUAGGUUAUAAAGAAGAUGAAUUCAACUGGGCCAACUACCUGAAGAUAACAAAAGCUCAGGCAGCUCCCAAGCAUCUCUUUGUGACCCCGGAUAGUAAUGCUGCUCCCACAGGAUUCCAAAUGGGCAUGAAACUUGAAGCGGUGGACCGCAUGAACCCUUCUUUGAUAUGUGUUGCCACAGUGACAGACGUGGUGGACAAUCGCUUUUUGGUGCACUUUGACAACUGGGAUGACACAUAUGACUACUGGUGUGACUCCAGCAGCCCCUAUAUCCACCCAGUUGGUUGGUGUCAGGAGCAUGGAAAGCCCCUCACUCCUCCACAAGACUACCCUGAUCCUGAGAACUUCAGCUGGGAAAAAUAUUUAGAGGAAACAGGUGCUUCAGCUGUGCCAAAAUGGGCUUUUAAAGUGAGACAACCCCAUGGCUUUCUGAUCAAUAUGAGGUUGGAGGCAGUGGACCGAAGGACUCCCACUCUGAUCCGAGUAGCUAGUGUAGAAGAUGUAGAAGAUUAUAGAAUAAAGAUCCACUUUGAUGGCUGGAGCCAUAUGUAUGAUUUCUGGAUUGACUCAGAUCACCCAGAUAUUCACCCUGCAGGAUGGUGUUCAAAAACUGGACAUCCAUUACAACCUCCGCUCAGACCAAAGGAACCAGUUUCUUCUGCCAAUGGGAGCUGCCCAACAUUGGCCUGCAAGACCCUCCCUCCCACCAAGAGCUCGAAAUACAGCUUUCACAGAAAAUGCCCAACACCUGGUUGUGAUGGCUCUGGUCAUGUAACGGGAAGGUUUACAGCUCACUACUGCAUCUCAGGAUGUCCUCUUGCAGAGAAGAACCAGGGAAGAGUGAAGGCUGAAUUCUCAGAUACAGAAAACUCUAUUCGAAAGAGAAGUCUCAUUGGCUUCUCUCAGCGGAAGAAAUCCCGACACCAUGGAAGAGGACGGCCUCCAAAAUAUCGAAAAAUCCAGCAGGAAGAUUUCCAGACCAUUUCUUCAGACAACAUGCACCAGUCCCUCUUCAUGUCAGCUUUGUCAGCACACCCAGACCGUUCCUUGUCUCUCUGUUGGGAACAGCACUGUAAGCUCCUGCCAGGUGUGGCUGGGAUCACAGCAACCACUGUGGCCAAAUGGACCACUGACGAGGUGUUUAACUUUGUACAAACAUUGACGGGUUGUGAGGACCAAGCAAAACUCUUCAAAGAUGAGAUGAUUGAUGGUGAGGCAUUUCUUUUGCUAACUCAGACUGAUAUUGUGAAGAUUAUGAGUGUCAAACUCGGUCCAGCACUUAAAAUCUACAAUGCCAUCCUCAUGUUCAAAAAUGCCGAUGACACCUUAAAGUGAGACACCUCAGCAGCAUUUCACUUUCCUCCACAAGGAAGAUGCCAGACUCCCUUGUCUUAUCUCUUGUCUCAGCCAACUGGAGACCUUCCUGACUUCUGCAGGAAGUCCUGCCAUUUUGCUCUCUCUUUGAGUCUUCAUCCUUGUUUAGUACCAAAAUCAUCUCUUGUCAGUUUUCCUCUAAUCUUUUACCAGCCUUUCUGAACACUGCCCUGGCCAUGUUUAACAGUGGAACACUGGCAUUGGUCUGUCUGGUCCUGCAAAAACCUGCCAGGAAGUAUUCCUGAUGGUUUUAAAGGCACAUAGCAUGGGUUUGAAACUGGGGUUGCUGUUGGAUUUAAACCGCUUUGGUUUACCCCUUCAGUUGUGACUGCCUGUGCAUUCUUACUUUAUUGUGUGCCUCAGUUUACAUGAUAACAUGCAGAAGGCAAAUAUCUAUAUAUUGACCACUGGUACAUAUAUCCAGUUCCUCUAUUUCCAGACAACAUCCUGUAUUUGGAAACAAUUCUGAACUCUGAUGUUUCAGGGAAAAGAUAAAUUGCGAACUAAUAUGGAUUAGGCCAUGGACUUCAUAGAAGGCAGAUUAUCUAUAUCUGGGGAUUUGUUCCUUUCAAGGCAAGCUAUUGGACUAACAACAGUGUAGAUAUAACCCACUUUUAACCAUUUUGGAUCCAUUGCUGCUAUGGUGCUCACAAUUUGUAGACUCACAAUAUUACCAUGUUAGUCAUGGAAGAUGAAUGGAUCAAAGUAAUAUUAUUUCUUGCUUUAACCUCUGUUCAGUCCUUCUGAUUUGCAUGGUGCAUUUUUCCCUAGAGUGCACCAAAUAUAUACAUAUAUAAAAAAUAGAUUGAAACUUCACAAAAAACAAGCUAACAAACAGGACUGCUACUUCAUAUCAAGUAAAAGCAUUCCUUCCCUUUACAGAAGGAAGCCCUGAUGUUGGGAAGAGCUGACUAACUUCAUACAGCCUGUUGGACUUUCAGAUGAUGUUAUCAUUUGGAAAAAGAUUUUGUGGGAUGCAGCAAUUCUCAGAUUCUCUAUUCAGAUUUGAAUGCUCACUUCUCCAGUCAACCUGAUUUAUUCAGUGUGUACCAAAUGUUUACAUUCAGCUACUUGACAUUGUCCCUUGAACACAUAAUUUAGAAACUGUUCUUC